UCAGUAUCAAAAUGUCUAGCCUUCAGGCAUUGAAGAGCCGUUUGCAGAAGGUGGAGGAAAUAAAAAAAGAAAACACACAAGAAGUAACAGAUCACAGCACCUGGAUAAAGAAGAUAGAUGAUCUUGGCAAUAAACCUGAUGACUGGUUGCAGUACACCAGAUUUGUCAAAGGACAGGUCCAGUUUACAGAUGAAGAGAGGAGACACUCUUAUUUGAGCAGUGUAUAUGAGAAGGCAAUGAAGGCCAUAGCUUUUGACAGCAAUAAAAAGAAUACAUCAUAUGCUCAGCUGCUUAUUGAUUAUGCAAAUCUCAAGGCUGAAUAUGACACAGAUGAAGCAGAGGCCAUGUUUAACCAUGCUAGGUACAACUUAAAAGGCAUCUCUAUAGUGCACAUAGCAGCUGCACAGUUUCAUCUCAAUCAAGGCAAUCCCCAGAAGUGCAAAAAGAUCAUCGAAAAGGCUAAAGACGUUGGUGCCCAGCCCACAGAGCUCCUGAACAUAGCUUUCAAGAACUUCACCUAUGAUAAACGUGUCUUGUUGUCAGAGCAGGACAUAGAGGAAGCAUUAGGUUAUGUUCUUGUGUCAGAUAAACUGAGAGAUCCUAAGUCGAGGCAGGACAAGGAGAAUCAGAAACCUGUAGAAUUGCUCCCUGCCAGGAAGUCUUGGCUGAGCAGUUCAGAUGUUCAGAAGCCUAAAGGACACCAGUUACCUGCAAGGCAUGCUAGUGGUGGUGGACAGACCCCAGUCACCAGUGCUUCAACCGAGUCUCAAAGUCAGCAGCAAAGAGAUGUGGUUGCUUCUGGUUCUGCAUCAAGGCAGCAGAGGCCCUCCAGCAUGGGUCAAGUAUCCAGUGGUACUGUAGCUGACCCUGCGACACCAGAAGAACGGGAAAGAAUUACCACUAAACCCCCUUCAGGAAAUAACAGGAAACUUGGUGGUCAGCCCUCUAGCUCCACACCAGAUGCCCCUCAUCCACCAGGAGAACUGUCCAUGGCAGACUGUAUGCUAACACUGAACCCUCUUGUAAUGGUGGAUAACACAGUCAGCUUCAGAAAACCUGGAUCUAUAAGGACUAGAAACUGCAGCAGCAACAGCUCUGAGGACUCUGACACUAUCCCAAUGAUUUUUGAGACCUCUAAAACUACAACCAGGCCCCAACACAAUAGCACAGCCAAUGCAGCACCCCACAGUGUGACCAAGCCUUCAUUGCGCUCUAGCACAUCUGUCACAUCUGCCACACUCAGUGCUAUCAAGCCUUCACUCAGGGCUUAUAACAGUACUCCAGAUUGCAAGUCUGCUGGACCAACCAGUUUUGGGUCUUCAGUUAGGAGAAGGCCAGAGUUUGGGCUGCCAAUGCGAGUUAAGAGAACAUCUUUGCCACAGUUGAAGGAAGCAAGGAAGGGAUUGGACGAGGAUGACGAAGAAGAAGAAGAGGAUAAUGGAGAUAUUGACAGCAGCCUUACUGGAAUCAAACCUCUUAAUUUACAGCACAUGAAUGGUUCUAUGAGUAAAGGGCAGGACACUGCUGACAGUGGCGUGUUUGAACAGUGCUCUACAGAACCCAUGGAAGUCAAUCACAUGGAACAUAAUAGCACAGAGCCCAUGGAAAUAGACAGCCCUGUGGCUAAGAAACCACUUAGGAGUUCUGUGGAAAUGCAGAAAAAUAAUACAUUAUCUUGUGCUAGCAAAACUGGGCCCAAGAAAAAUGACUCCCAAGCUAAUAGGUUACCCCAGAACUCUAAUCCACAUGGCUAUCUAGAGCCCAGGUCAGCUAGAAAAGCUCAACCACAAUCUUGCAUUCAGGACCAACUGCCAAUACAGACAGUUCCUGCAUCCUUUCCUGUGGUGCAAACACCCUCUCAGCAUGGUGUUGGAUAUGUUAUGUCCACACCAUCUGCCUAUAGUCAUCAGUUCCUUCCACAACAGCAACAACUGUACAGUAACCCAUCGUCUUACCCUCACCAGCCUGGUGCUGGCCUGGCUGCCUGUACCCCUGUGGUGAAACCCUCAGAUAUCUUGACAGUGAAUGGCCAAGUUUAUUCCAUACUGAAAGUGGUUGGGAGAGGGGGAUCAAGCAAGGUGUAUAAGGUUAUCAACAACAACAAGGACAUCUUGGCAGUGAAGUCUGUGAACUUGGAGGGUGCUGAUGACAUGACACUGGAAGGCUACAAGAAUGAGAUUACAUUACUGAAAAGGCUGCAAUACAGUGAUAAAGUUAUCAAGAUGUUUGAUUUUGAGUACAACAAGGCGGAGAACCUGCUGUAUGUGGUCAUGGAGUGUGGAGACACAGACCUGGCCACCCUGCUGAGGACCCGCAGUAAACAAGGGGGCAUCACCACUGCACUCAGGAAGUUCUACUGGGAGGAGAUGCUGCAGGCAGUCAAAGUACUGCACCAAGAAGACAUCAUUCACUCUGACCUAAAGCCAGCUAAUUUUCUGCUGGUAGAGGGCAACUUGAAGCUUAUUGACUUUGGUAUUGCCAAUGCCAUCCAACAGGAUAAGACCAGUGUUAUUCGGGAGUCACAAAUAGGGACACUGAACUUUAUGAGUCCAGAGGCCAUCUUAGACACCUGUGGUGGAAAACAAGUAGAUGAAAAUGGCAAAAUUAAGCAGAGGAUUAAAAUCGGAGUAAAAAGUGAUGUGUGGUCACUAGGCUGCAUACUGUACAACAUGACAUACAGCCGCACUCCAUUCCAACAUGUCACCAACCAGUUUGCCAAACUUCAGGCCAUAGUUAAUCCCAAAGUGGAGAUCCAGUUCCCUGAAGUAGAAGAUGCACUUCUGAUGGAUGUUUUAAAGAAAUGUCUUAUCCGUGACCCCAAAGAUCGUCCUUCAAUUGAGGAUCUGCUGGCUCAUCCUUAUCUUAGAAAAGUUGAAGAAAAUACUGUGCCAAGUUCAUGUUCACAUACUGAGGAAAGUCUACAGAGAGUAAUACUUCAGCUAUCUCAGGCCAAUGUCAACUCUCCUAGGAGUCUUAGUGCAAUAUCAAAGGGUCUACUGGCACAACUGCAGUCAGGGAAGGAACUGGAUGUGAGCAGUUUGGUAAAGAAAAAAGCUCCCCCACCAGUAUGUCCCCCAGAGCUUCACCCAGGUAGCAGGUGACCAGACCUGUGGACAUGCUGAGACAGUUAAUGACCCUACCACUACUUGUAUGUACAGAAACAGUAUCAAGUUUCUCCUGUCUCCAGAUCCAGACCCUUGUAUGCACAGGGAAUAGUGACCAAAGGACAAGACUGUCUGACAGAAACAUGGAAGAAUUGAUGCUUAUGAAACUGCUUAUGAAAAGGAUUCAGUGCAAAUAAUUGAAAUAUUAGGUACAUUAUCGUCACCUGGAAAGAUAAUGUAACCAAACACUGAUUGGAACAUUCCUGUGAAAAUGUGAAGGUACCAAUCGGGUUCAUUCCUGUCACUUUGUAUGCAGGAGUGACUGAAGUGGCCAUGUCACAAUAAUCUUGUUUCAGCAAUGAAGAGUUAGCAAAUCUUUUCCCUUUUCCCUUUUCUGCAAUUUUUUUGGCCUUGGCAUUUCCCAGUAAUGUUUAUUGACAGAAGUGUUAGUGUAUGCCCAUAUAUUUUUAGAGAAAAGUAACAUUAGGCAUGUUAUGGUUCUUAUACUUUAAAGUAGUGCACUUUUUGGCUUGAUGAUCCAUUGUUUAAAACUUAAUAUAUUGUCAAUUAGUUUGUAAAUUUAAAAAAAAUAACACUACAUCUAAAUAUUCAAAAUUGGCUGUUAAGCAUAAGUUUGCAUUUGUUCAACGGCUUAUAAAACCCCCUUUACACUGGACGGCAUCCUUUCUGUGUCCUUUGUGCAACCAUGAAACUGGCAUUGCU
Messenger RNA from Lingula anatina, 3827 nucleotides. RefSeq names its product dual specificity protein kinase TTK-like. Gene Ontology annotation, cellular component: kinetochore; nucleus. Gene Ontology annotation, biological process: chromosome segregation; protein localization to kinetochore; mitotic spindle assembly checkpoint signaling. The record is from RefSeq and is a predicted model, not a curated record. Lineage: Eukaryota; Metazoa; Brachiopoda; Lingulata; Lingulida; Lingulidae. Gene Ontology annotation, molecular function: ATP binding; protein serine/threonine/tyrosine kinase activity; protein serine/threonine kinase activity.